Molecule: messenger RNA, 675 nt
Organism: Odontomachus brunneus
Lineage: Eukaryota; Metazoa; Arthropoda; Insecta; Hymenoptera; Formicidae
Product: chromosome transmission fidelity protein 8 homolog
Exons: 3
Coding region: 215-574 (119 amino acids)
Biological process (GO): mitotic sister chromatid cohesion
Cellular component (GO): Ctf18 RFC-like complex
Source: RefSeq, a predicted model, not a curated record
UUUGUUCAUGGAGAAGCAUACAAAUUUUUAGCAUAUAAUUCUACGUUAAAUUAUAUUUCGAGAAACUGAUAAUAUCGAACAAAGAGGCUAAAAAAAAGUGAAAUAACCAAAAAGAAAUAAAUGUUGUCUCAUCAGUUUCUAGAGGUGGCUACAGAUUGCCCGAGUUUCCUCCUAUACGUUAAUAUCGAAUGACUUUUGACACUUAACAACAAACAUGAUCGUACCGAUUAAAAGGGAUGGAGUUAUAGAAGAUUGGGUUAUUAUAGAUCUUCAGGGUGAUUUGAAUUUCGAGAAAGUUGAACAUCCAAAUGAUCAAUUAGUCGGAGACCUUCAUUUUACCAAAACUGGAACACCUAUUUUAAUUAUUGGCAUUCAUGUACUACAUGGAAAACAAGUAGCGCUUGAAAAACCUCUGGUUGUAUUAGAGAGACAUCGUGACAACAUAGGAGAUGAGAUAAUAGGAGAGGAAAAUACAACAAAGACGGAGUACAAAGUAAAAGCUAUUGUAAGGAAGAAACUUCUGUUUAGAACAAGGCCGAAACCCAUAGUGACUAAUGUCCCAAAACCAUGCUAAACUUCAGGACCUAAAUUUAAAUAAACUCAUACUUAAGAGAUAUCUUGUUUAUUGAUUUAUUAUAUCACAACUUAAUUAAAUUAUUAGUAUAAAAUGGUUAA